AAAUGUUUUAGCCUCUUUGUCCCUCCCCAAAAUCCAGCGGUGUGUCAUGGAGAUUUUGUUAGCGGGUAGUGAGGACCAGAAUCGGGCAACGAUUGACCCUGUUUAACUUAACCGGCUGUACAUCGGGGCUGGGGGGUCGCCCUGACGAGUUUUAAACGUGUAGAUCGCCUCAUAUUUUUCCACUUGAUCGACUGGUCUUCCAAUGUCGGAUUUCAAGCUUGGGAUUGUUCGACUUGGCCGUGUGGCCGGGAAGACGAAGUACACACUGAUUGAUGAACAGGACAUACCAUUGGUGGAGAACUAUGCCUUCGAGGCACGCAUGGAUGUCGAUGCAGACGGCAAUGGGGCAAAGAUCUUUGCUUAUGCCUUUGACAUUGGCAAAGGGCGCUGGGCUGGCAGGCCACUGCACGAGCUGCUCUGGGAGAAGCACAGAGGAGGCAUCGCUCCCAGCUUCCAAGUUGUCCACAUCAACUCUGUCACAGUGGAUAACCGUCUGGACAAUCUGCGACUGGUCCCCCUGGGCUGGAGCCCCAAACCAGAGGAGAUCUCCAGCAAGCAAAGAGAGCAGUCUCUGUACUGGCUGGCCAUCCAGCAGGUACCAGCUGACCCUGUAGAGGAGCAGUACCUGGAGCUCAGUCGUACCCGCUACUACAAUGCUAACGGAGAGCUGGUGGAGGAGGAGGAGUGCUCCUGUACUUACUACGAGUGUCACUACCCACCCUGCUCGCUCAUCGAGAGGAGACUUAGAGAGUUCAACAUCUGUGGUCGCUGUCAGGUGGCUCGCUACUGUGGCUCUCAAUGCCAGCAAAGGGACUGGCCCGCCCACAAGAAGCAGUGCCGUGAGCGCAAAAGAGUCCUGGCCCUGGAGUCUGAACCAGAGCGAUGAUCUCUGGAUCAACUACCAGGAUAGGGGAAUGGGGGGAAGAUUGGGAAUGAAGUGCAAAGAAAAAAAUCUGCCAACAGAGAAUUAUGAGAGGACAAUGUUGGUUGGUAGGGUUUAAAAAAAAAAAAAAAAAAUCUCCAUAUACUUUCUUUACAUGUCAAUGGGGAUGGUGGGGAAGUGUAUAUAUCAUUUUUUUUUUCCGGAGAGGGCGAUCCUCCUCGAGCUCUACCUGCUGCUAUGGAUUUGUAUGUUUGAGUAAGAUGAUGUCACACGGAUAAAUUGCUUCUUUUGGACAGCAAUUGAUUAUCGACAGUUGUCGUCAUCAGCUUUCUCCUUCCUGCCAUCCACCAACCUGUAAUGCCGUGUACAGGGAUCUAGGGAGGACAGUACCUGCUGCUCACCUUGUACAAUGGGACAUGGACCUUUUCACUGUACUUCUUGGACCUCUGCUGCACACACUCAGUCAUCUCCUUGUUAUGCUCUAAGACCAACAUACAGCAGAUAGAUUUACUUUGCUGUUUCGCACUAGCAGUGUUGUGUGUGCUGCCAUUUUGGACUGACGGACAUGGAUGAAGUGCUGAACAUUGGGGGGGAGGGUGUUUUGGUUCUGUGUGUGUGUGUGU
Messenger RNA from Oncorhynchus mykiss (rainbow trout), 1506 nucleotides. RefSeq names its product zinc finger, MYND-type containing 19 (gene zmynd19). NCBI's taxonomy places the organism in Eukaryota, Metazoa, Chordata, Actinopteri, Salmoniformes, Salmonidae. The record is from RefSeq and is a predicted model, not a curated record. Gene Ontology annotation, cellular component: membrane; synapse; cytoplasm.